Messenger RNA from Paramecium sonneborni, 6057 nucleotides. NCBI's taxonomy places the organism in Eukaryota, Ciliophora, Oligohymenophorea, Peniculida, Parameciidae. The record is from the annotation of a GenBank genome assembly.
AUGUAUUUCAAAAUAACUAUCUUCUUUUCGUUACUUAUAUUACAUAAAGCUACAACAUUUUCAACUACAAAAUGUACUUGUGAAUAAUUACUAUCAUAAAAUGAUUGUUAAAUAAUGAAAUGUACAUGGGACCAAAACAAAUGUGAGAUGAGUAUAGAAACUCCUGUAGAGAUAACUGCUAGAAUUACUUAUUGCACAUAUUUUGAGGAUUCGAUUUGUUAAAAUACAGUAGGUUGUGCAUGGAUAGAUAAAAACUGUAUACCUUUUACAGGUUGUACUGCCUAUGUAUUUACACAACAUUAGGAGUGUCAAUAUAUUUCAAAUAAAUGUAUGUCAGAUGGAGUACAUUGUAUUGAUAUUGGAUUGUGUUCAGAAUAUAAAACAGAGAUUGGAUGCUUCAAAAAUAAAUAUAAUAAAUUAUGUUAUUGGAAUGUGGAUAAAUGCCAAGAUAUUUCAGAGUGUUCUCAAAUAUCAAAAAGUUUAUAAAGUGAUUAAGAGUGUAGAAAUUAAUUAUCUAAAUGUACAGUGGAGGAAUAUGGUGGUUGUAUAGAUAGUGGUGAUGCAUGUUCAAAUUAGAAAUUAGAAAUAUAAUGUGUUUGGGAUAAAAGUAAAUCUUAAUCUUGUGCAUGGAUAAAUUAGAAAUGUGUAAGUAGAAUUUGUUCAAAUGCCCCUAUUAGUUAUACUACAUUUGAACAAUGUAAUAAUUUCGAUUCUACUUGUACAACUUAAUAAAAUGGAGGAUGUGUUAUUAUAAGUUCUUGCGAGAAUAUUAAAGUAGAAUUAGGUUGUGUUAUGAAUAUGAAUAAAUAACCAUGUAUAUGGAUUGAAAAUAAUUGUAUAGAUAAGAAAUGUUCACAGGCUCCUUAGAAAUUCAACACAAAUGAAUUAUGUAAAAAAAUAAAUAAGAAUUGUAUAACAACAUUAAAUGGAUGCAUUGAAUAACAAUCUUGUGAAUCUUCAAAAAAUUAAAUAGGAUGUAUAGAUAUGGAGGAUGGUACUAAAUGUUAUUGGAAUGGAAAUAAGUGUGUUUUAAAAACCUGUAUAAAUAAUACAACAUCAAAGACAGAUACUGAAUGUUAACUAUAUUAAAAUUCUUGUAUUUUAAAUGUAACAGCUCAAAGUGGAUGUCUUGAUAAGAUUUGUGAAAAUAUAGUCUAAGCUGAUUAAUGUAUAGUUGAUAAAUAGAACAAUAAAUGUUCUUGGAAAAGUACUUGUUUUAUAAAGAGUUGUAAUUCUGCUUCAAAAUCCUUAAAAACAAACAACGAAUGUUAAUAAUAUAUGGACUAAUGUGUUUUAGAUACCUCAGGUUCUGGUUGUAUGAAUAUAGGUUUGAUAUGUUAAGGAUAUGUAUCAGAAAGUUCUUGUUAUAUGACUAAGAGUGGUUAAUAUUGUCAUUGGAAAGAUAAGAAAUGUAUAGAUAGAACAUGUAGUAUGGCUGAUUUAAGUUUAAGUAAUACUCAAUAAUGCUAAGCAUUUAAACCAGAUUGUAUAGUUAGUAAUAUUUCUAAAGGAUGUAUGGAUCUGAGUGUUAAUUGUGAAGAUAGAAAAAUAUAAGGUAAUUGUUAAUAUGGUGAUAAACCUGUAUGUAUUUGGAACUUUAAUAAAUGUGUUAAACAAAGUUGUGAAAGUGCAAGUGUAAUUGGAUCACCUAAUUAUUUAAAUGUUUUUGAUUAACAAUCGUGUUUAUCUUAUUUAGAUAAUUGUAUCCCUAAUAAUAGUGGUAAUGGUUGUAUAGCAAAACCCUAAUAUUGUACUCAAUUAAGUAUUAAUAAUUGUAUAUCUUCAUAAUCUAAUGAUUGUAUAUGGUCAGGUGGAUAAUGCAAAGAUAAAAUAUGCAUUAAUUUGAUAGCGUCUUCGCAUUAAGAAUGUUAGAAUCUAUUAUCUAGUUGUACUGUAAAUGUAUUUUUAAAUAGCUGCAUUUCUUUAUCAUCUAAAUGUUCAUCCUAUACAAAUUAGCGAUAAUGUUUUUUAACAUCUAAUAAUAUUAAUUGUUUUUGGAAUGGUACUUAAUGCAGAGAUGCUACUUGUACUGAUGCUCUAGAUACAUCUGAUUAUGAUACAUAUGAAGAAUGCAAUUCACUUAAUCCUUCUUGUACUGUUGUUAGUAAAGUAGCUAAAUAAGGAUGUGUUGAAAAAUAUUCUACUUGUGAAAGUUAUAAAUAAUCUUAUCAAUGUUAUUAUUCUUCAAAUAAUAUCUAAUGCAUUUGGAUUAACGAUUCAUGUUAAUAACUUUAAAAUUUAACUUGUGGAGAUAUCAAACUUACUACUUAUAAUCAUAGCAAUUGUGCUAAUGUGCUAUCUCAUUGUAAAUCUAAUCUAAAUUAAAAUGGAUGUACCAAUAAGAUAUGUACAGACUACAAUUACACAACUCAAUAGGCUUGUGAAUUAGUAUCAGGAUGUACAAUAAAUGCUGAUUCUAAUUAAUGUAUUACUAAAUUAGACAAUUGCUCAUAAUAUGGUGCUGAUUCCACUUCAUGUAAAUAUUCCAAAGAAGGUGAUUGUGUUAUGAAGUCUCUCCUAUGUGUAUGGACUCAUAUACCAUGUAAUACCAUUGCAACACCUACUGAUGACAUUGAUUGUUAUUCAAAAAGAUCCUUUUGUAAAAUGACAACUACAGAUUAAGGUAAUAAUAUUUGUAUUUCCAAAAAUUGUACUGAAUAUUCUGGAAUUACUCCAACAACAUUCUCCAUCUGUUAAGAAUAUGAUUAUUCAUGUAUCAAUAAUAGAAGUAAUACUGGAUGUAUUUCUAUGCAACAAUAUUGUCAUUAGGCUAGUGAUCAAGCAUGUGUAUAUUCAAAAGAAGAAGGUGUUUGUAGAUAUAAUGGUACAAAUUGUGUACCUAUUGCAACAAACAAUGUUAGAUAUUGUAAUCUACUUGUAGAACCUGGACUUACAUUCUCAAAAUGUUAAGAUUAUUCCAAAUAUUAUUGCAGUGUUAAUAGAACCGGUUCUGCUUGUGUUAAUCUUAAAGCUUAAUGUUCAGAAUAUUCUAAUUUAGAAGAUUGUUAUUCAUCAUCAUUAGGUAGAUGUAUUUAAAAUCAGCAAAAUGAUUCUGGAGCAUUAUGUAUAAAUAUAACAUAAGCAACUUUAUGCAAUAAAUUGUUUAUAGGAUAAUCAAGUUCAUACACCCAUUCUAUUUGUUAAGAUUUAAAAAGUACAUGUACGAACAAUUCGAAUUCUGGAUGCUAAGAUAAAACAUGUUUGAAUACAAAUACAUUAUUUACUACUCAUGCUUAAUGUAAUGAAUGGUUGUCAAAAUGUACAAUAAAUUUAACUAAUAAUGGAUGUGUUGAAAUGAAAUAAACAUGUUUAGAAUAAAAUGUGAAUUCUUGUUUAUAAGCAUAAGAAGGAUAAUGUAUUGUUUAUGAUAAUAAGUGUAUGAAGUUCACUUGUUAGAAACUAUCCGAUACUUUAACUACACAUAACGAAUGUGAAAGUUAAAACAAUUAAUGCACUGUAGCCACUAUUGGAGGUUGUAUUAUGAAAUCAAAUAAUUGUAACAUGUACAAGACUUUACUAUAAUGUUAAUAUAAUAUAGAAGGUAAGAAAUGUUGGUGGAAUUAAUAUAAUAUGACAUGUGUAAAUCUAUAAUGUGAUUUGAUAGAAUAGACAAAUGAUUAUAAUACACAUAAUAAAUGUUAUAAUGCCUCAACAAUUAUAAAAUGUACAUUAUCAUCGAAUGGCAUUGGCUGUCAAUAACUGAAAUAAUGUACUGAAUAUCUUAUCUAAGGAUAAUGUGUAAUAGAUAAAUAUAAUAAAUAAUGUAAUUGGAAUGUAAAUGGUAAUCCAGGUAUGUGUUAAUUAAAAUCAUGUGAAAAUGCUUCACUUUCAUUCAUAACUCAUGAGGAAUGUUAAGAAUUCGAUUAGAAAUGCACAGUUAAUAUUUUAUAUAGUAAUGAUUAAUCAACUCAUAUAGCAAGUGGAUGUUUAACAUUAAGCAUAGAUUGCGCAAGUUAUUAAUAUGAAUAACAAUGUUUUUUAAAUAAGAAUAAUAAAUAAUGUAAAUGGAUAGAUAAUCAAUGUGUUGAUUUUGGCUGUAAGACUGCACCUAAAACAACAGAUUAUUCUACUCAUGAGAUUUGUUAAUAAUAUUUGAACACUUGCACAGUAAAUUAUGAUUUAUUAGGUUGUAUGACAUUACCUAAUAAUUGUUCAGACAUUAUGUAUCAAGUUCAAUGUAUUAAAGAUAUAAAUAAUAACGAUUGUUAUUGGUUCGAUUCAAAAUGCGAUUAAAAAUCAUGUGCAAAUGCUCCAAGUGAUAAAAAUACUAAAUAAUUAUGUGAAUAAUGGUUACCUAAUUGUACAGCUGAAGAUACAAAUAAAUGUAAAACAAUCACAUGUGAAGAUUAUCAAUAUAAAACAGAUUAAGAAUGCAGAUAAUAAAUGCCAAUCUGUACAACUGAUGGUAUUAAAUGUGUUACUAAAGGUACUUGUGCUUAAGCAUUAAAUGAAACAGCUUGUUAAAAAUCUAUUAAUGAUGAAUAAUGUUAUUGGAAUAAAACUUAUUGUACUUUGAAAGUAUGUUAGAUUAUAAAUAAAGAAAUAGAUUGUAAUUAGAGUUAUAACAAUAUCACAUGUAUUUGGGAGAACAAUAAAUGUAGAAAUAUAGGAGAAUGUUCUGACUAUAAAGGUACUACUCAUAAAGAAUGUUAAAACUUUAAUAAGUUAUGCACUAUUGAUGAUAACAAUAAAUGUAGAAAAAUUAGAUAAUGUAAUGAAUAUUAAAAAGAAAGUUAAUGUAUUUUAGGAUAGGAUGGUCCAUGUUUAUGGAUUGAAUAAUAAAAUAAAUGUUAUAAAUACACAUCUUGCAACAGUAUUGAAUUUUAAACACAUGUUGAAUGUUAAUAGAUUUCAUUAGAAUGUACAACAGAUGGUAUAUAAUGUGUUCCACUUUCACUUUGUUCUGAAACAAAUACAAAUGGAGGAUGUAUUGAAGGAAUAGAUGGAAAUUGUAUGCAAACUGUUGCUGCAUUAAAUUCAAAUUAACCACCAGUUUGCAAACACUUUACCAGUUGUAUUGAUGCUUAUUACUUAACACAUAAAGAAUGUUAAUCUGCUAAUAAGAAUUGUACUACGAACGCAGUUUCCGGUUGCAUAAGUUUAAAUGAAUGUAGUUAAUAUCAAAGAUAAGAAUCUUGUUACUUAGAUAUAAAUGGAGUUUAAUAUCAAGAUAACUAAAUUGUAUCUACAGGUAGAUGUGUAUGGGAUAAUGGUUUAUGUAGAAAAUAAAAUUGUUCUGAUUUUAGUGGAAUUACUAAUGAAUAAUGUAAUAAAUUCCUUUCAUUUUGCACCUUCAGUGGUAUAUAAUGCAUUACCAAAUAAAAUUGUUAUUAAUAUACAUCAUCAGCCUUAUGUUCUGUUGCUUAUGGUUUGGAGGGAAAAUGUAAUUGGAAUGUAGCUCUUGAUAAAUGUUAAAAGCUUACAUGUGAUGAUAUCUAAAAUGGAACAACAUUAGCUUUAUGUUAGAAAACUCUAUCUAAUUGCAUUACUAAUGGUGUAAAUUGUAUUAAUAAAGAUACUUGUUCUAGAUAUAUAACAAAAAUAGCUUGCAAUGUUGGAGGUACUGAUGGUAUAUGUGUAUGGAAUUCAAAAACUUCAGUAUGUUCAUUGAUGCUUUCAUGUACUUAAGCAGAUAAUGAUUAAGAGGCUUGUUUAUAAGCUAAUGAUAGAUGUGCUAUAAAAUAUGCUACAAGCUAAUCUACAAGCUCUUGUUAUACUCAUACUUGUGAAACAUAUUUAAAUAAUAAUGGCUUAUGCAAAUCUUUCUAUAAUUGGAAUUACUCUUCUAAAACUGCCUGUUCAUUUACUUAAGGAAAGUGUGCAGACAUUGAUCUAUCAGCUCUUACUGAAUAAGAAUGUCUUAUCAAUUCACAGUAUUCCUAUACAUGGAAUACUAAUAAAAACAAAUGUUAAUCUUGUAUUACUCAAAAUAAUAAUAAUAACUUUGGCAAUAGUACUCAAACAAAUUCAAGUUCCAAUUUAACAACACCAACUUAAACUGUCGAUUAUGCAUUUUUAAUCUCAGCAUUAAUGUAUUUUUUAUUGAUUAUUAAUUGA